Messenger RNA from Dovyalis caffra, 666 nucleotides. Lineage: Eukaryota; Viridiplantae; Streptophyta; Magnoliopsida; Malpighiales; Salicaceae. The record is from the annotation of a GenBank genome assembly.
AUGCUUGAUGCCGGAUGUCAGCCAAGUUCGAUAAUUCUUAAUAGUUUGAUGAGGAUACACGCUAAAGCAGGGAGGACGGGGAAGGUUUUGCAAUUGUAUAAUCAAAUGAAGAGGCUUGGAUGCGAGCCCGAUAUGAUUACUUAUAAUUUACUUUUAGAGUCUCAUUGUAAGGAUGAGAAUGAGAGGAUGAAUGCAUCUACCUUUAAUACGUUAAUUUUAUGUGUUGCUAAGUUCGGUAAUGUGAAAGCUGUUCGCAGGAUCAAUGAGAUAAUGAAGGAGUUUAAGUAUGACCCUAAUCCAGUGACUUACAACACCUUGAUGAAAUUGCAUGUUGCCUUGAAAUCGACGGGUAUGGUUUUGAAGUUGAAGAAGGAAAUGGAUGAGAACAAGCCUAAUGUGAAUACCUACAACGUUUUGAUCACUAUGUACUGUGAAAUGGAGAAUUGGAAUGAUGCUUACGAGUUGUUUAGGGAAAUGAUCGAGGAGAAGUGCUUGAAACCAAGUAUGCCGGUUUAUGUAAUGGUUCUUCACCAGCUGAGGAAAGCAGGAGAGUUAAAGAAGCAUGAAAAUUGGCGGCAAAGAUGGUGGAUAGAGGAUUUGUUAGCUGAGUUAGGUGAUUCAUUUUGUGGCCUAACCUUUCUUAUUGAGAUAUGCAGACAUGCUUAG